Messenger RNA from Ostertagia ostertagi, 879 nucleotides. Lineage: Eukaryota; Metazoa; Nematoda; Chromadorea; Rhabditida; Trichostrongylidae. The record is from the annotation of a GenBank genome assembly.
UUCGACGUAGUAUGCGUCCUGGUAGUGCACUUCGUUGCUGAUGAUUUUCCACCGCCAACAGAUGAGGAGAAAUGUGCUAACUGGGAUGAACGUGAGGAUGCGUCACAUGGAAUCAAUCCUAUCGAAUUCACCACAGAAUUCCUUUCCUGCAAAUAUGGACCGCUCAAGCCUAACCGGAAUUACACAAUCACUGUAUGGGCAGAGAACUCCGCAGGUCGCUCUUCACCGCUGGUUUUUCCCAAGCAUUGUAUCACCAACUAUGCUCAGCCAGAUGUGGUAGAGAAACCUGUAACGUCCACAAAUGCUAAUCAUACUUCGUUCAAUUUGGCCUUCAAAUCGAAACCCGAUGAUACUAAUGGACCAAUAAGCUGCUACUAUAUCGGUAUUGUUCCACUGCUAAAGAAUGUGUCAUUGGAAACGCUUCCCCGCCUCAAGAGAUUGCCUUCAAUAACAACCUCAAUGCUUUGGCAGCUUGAGAAGAAAAGAUUCUUCGCUUACAUCGCGGAGAGUUACACUGAAUAUCCCGUGGAUACGGUCAUUGGAGAUGGUCGUGGCAUACCUGAGUCGAUACAGGCUGAGGACGUGGUUCUGCGACCGGGACUAAAGUACACAGGCUUCCUGAUUGUGAGGGUUGAUAAGGAUGACAAGGAUGAAGUUCAAGGAGGAGCGCACUACAGCAGAAUUUUGGACCCUAUGCGGCCGCGUGCAUACCGUCAGCUUCACCUAAGUGGCCCAGCCUAUGGUUUCAGCGGUUACUUCAAACCGGUUUUUCUGGAGCCAGAAGACGAAAGGAGCAUGAUCGGAGCCUUCUUCACUGUGCUUGUGCCUCUCUUGGCAUUCUUAACGAUGGCUGCAGUAAUGGGAUUGUUUGUAUUACAC